Messenger RNA from Ruditapes philippinarum (Manila clam), 1441 nucleotides. RefSeq lists its product as uncharacterized. The transcript is spliced from 4 exons. NCBI's taxonomy places the organism in Eukaryota, Metazoa, Mollusca, Bivalvia, Venerida, Veneridae. Bases 111 to 1238 code for a protein of 375 amino acids. The record is from RefSeq and is a predicted model, not a curated record.
CCGGAGAAUAACCGCGCUGGUUUGCACAUGCGCACGCAUGCGCACUUCGUAGUUCAAAAAUAUGGCGGAUUGUGUUCAUCAGGCCUCUGUACAUCAAAUGAAAAUACGACAUGACAGAGAGCCUAAAAAGGAAGCCCAACACAUUAGCGUUGUUCUUUGAGGACAUAGAAUGGGCACUUGAGAAGAUCAACCAGGGGGUUGAAGUAUCAGAUGAUGAUGAUGUUGGCACCAUUGACCAGGGAGAUAAGUCUAACCAGGAGGCCGAAGUAUCAAGUGUGGAUGACGUUGUUACAACUGACCCGGGAAUUAAGUCCAACCAAGAGGCCGAAGUAUCAGAUGAAGAUGGCACCAUUGACCCCGGAGAUAAGUCCAACCAGGAGGCCGAAGUAUCAGAUGAAGAUGAAUUUGGCACUAUUGACCUUGGAAUUAAGUCCAACCAGGAGGCCGAAGUAUCAGAUGAAGAUGUUGGCACCAUUGACCUGGAAGAUAAGUCUUACAAGGAUGUCGAAGUAUCAGAUGAAGAUGUUGGCACCAUUGACCCGGGAGAUAAGUCCAACCAGGUGGCCGAAGUAUCAGAUGAAGAUGUUGGCACCAUUGACAAGGUUUUGGAUACCACAGAAGGUGAAAGACAGUGGGUCAUGGAUCACUUGGGGCAUACCAUGAAUGUUCACAGAAUUCAUUACCGGCAGACAUCUGAUGUGCUAGAGCGUGUUGAUGUUGCUAAAAUCCUUCUGAUACAGGAUCUCGGAUUGGUUUCAAAAUACAGAGGGAAAAGACUUCAAGACAUACAGAUUGAAGAUAUAUUCCAGGAUGACGAAGGGCAAGGAACAUCGUUGGCGAGGCCUGAGGCAGAAGCAUCACUUGAGAAACCAGAGCAAUCAAAUGUAACACACGAGGUUCUCACGCUUAUGGAGGCAAGCAGAAUGGAUGACAGUGACGAUGAAGUCCUUGAACUUAAUCAGGAGGAAAGUUCUGAUGAGGAAGAACUGAAUUGUAGGCCAAAAAGGAAAAAGCCUCAAAACAGUACUCGUCAGAAAUGGUCAAAUGAGGAAGUAGCAGAACUGCACAAUUUGUUUGAAGAAGAUUUCAGAACCAAUACUCUUCCAGGCCAGAAAAGGAUUGAGAAAGUAAUGAAGAAAAGUAAAGAUAAAGGUGGAGUGAUUUGGAAAAGAAAACGAGAUACAAUAAAAAAGAAGUUAAGUAAUAUGAUGAUUAAGAUGAGGAAAGAAAAUAAGUGAAAUGAUGAUUAUAAGGAGAGGAGACUAUAAAAUAAUAAUUAAUGAUUUGAUAAUUCAACUACUGACAUGAUUAAGGGGAGGGGGAUUAGUCACAUGAUUAUUAUGUAGAGGAGAGACUAGUAGUGACCUGAUAAUUCAGAGGGGAAAAAAUUAGUGACAGGAUGAUUAUAUGGAGGAGAGACAAUUAGUGACCUGAUAAUUAU